Molecule: messenger RNA, 830 nt
Organism: Leptopilina boulardi
Lineage: Eukaryota; Metazoa; Arthropoda; Insecta; Hymenoptera; Figitidae
Product: probable splicing factor, arginine/serine-rich 7
Exons: 4
Coding region: 128-811 (227 amino acids)
Source: RefSeq, a predicted model, not a curated record
AAAAAAAAAAAAAUUGUUUACAUUCAAGGCAAAUAUUUUUUGUCUAAAAAAACACAUUAAAUUAUAUUAAUAUACUUAUUAUUUCUUCUUGAUAUUAAUUUUUUUGUAAUUUAUUUAAAUAAACACAAUGGCACGUUAUUCUUCGGAUUCGGAUUCUGAUCGAAGUAGUAGACAUCGUCGAAAAAAUCAUCGAAGAUCAAGAUCGAGUAGUUCGGAUUCAAGUGAUAGUUCUUCAUAUAAAAGAAAAUCGUCGAAACAUUCUAAAACAAAACGAAGACAUCGUUCACGAACAAGAAGUAGAGAUCGCGAUAGAUCAUCAAAAAGUUAUAAAUAUUCACGUGACAAUUCUAGAGAUCGUGAAAGACGUAGACAAAAAUCACGUAGAUCAAAAUCACCAUCUUCGAGUCAAAAAAAACAGAGAAGAUCUGUUUCAAGAGAAAAAUCGACUAGUAGAUCAAGUAGUUCACAAUCAAUUGUGAAGCCUUUAGCUACUGAAAAAAUUCAAAAUACAAUAAAAGAUGAUUUUUCUAUUGCACCAAUUAUUAAGGAAUCAAUUUUAGAAGAAAUUAAUAGCGAAGGUUUUGCUCCCAAACAAUUUUCAUCGUCUGCACAAAAUAAAGAAAUAAAAUCAAAAAAUAUUGUUAUUGAUAUUACAUCAGAUACAAUUGUUAUACCGCCAGUACAACCAAUUAUUCAAUCUGAUAGUAUUUUUCAUCAAUCGAUUAUUGGAGAUCAAGAAGCAAAAUUCGACAAAUGGGUUAAAAAAUUGUAUUUAAUAAGGCAAAAGGCUCAAUAUGAGAAUAUUCAAUAAAAUUUAUUUAAAAGCAAAA